AUGAAGUCCGCUGCUCUAGCCACUUUCCCACUCUUUUCUCUUGCACUUGGUGCUGUCAACUGGAGUGCCUUUGAGUCAUGUGUGACCGAGAGCGGCACUGCAUCUGUUAAAACAGUGCCAACAUCACUGUCCACUACGACUGUCCAGCAGCCCGAUGUUCUCAUCAAGCACACAUUCCAUCCUCAGCACNUUUUCACCCCCAAACCUUUCACGAAGACGUGGACUCACACCUUCCAAGAAACAAACACUGCUGUGUCUACCAUCACCAUUCAGCUGACACACACCGAGUUCGUUCCAACCUCGACUAUCGUGAACACCUACACGCAAACCCAGGUCUCUAGCGUCUACACCACAGUACCCACUUCUGCUGGCUUCUUGCCUAUCUCCAACACGACGAACUCGGCUUACCCCAAUGGACAAUCGCUCAGCAGUUCGUCGGCUGCCGCAUCCAAGUCUAGUGCUAUCUCUUCGAAGUCGAGCUCUGCACCUGCUGCUGCUUCCGGUACUGCUUCUGCCGGCUUUAACAUGACUGCUUCGGCUUCCGGCUCUGGUGUCGGUGCCUCAGGUGAUGGUUCUGCCGAUUUGGAGGCAAGAAACCUCAAGAACCUCAAGCAGUUUGCCCAUGCUGUUCACUGCUUGAAGAGUGUCCUUGUCCAGAAGACUGUUAGCACCACUAUCACUGGAACUACACAGACUAGCACACUUGCUCAGGCUACGGUGACUGCCACUGUCAGCGCAACAGCCACCAUUAUGGUCCAGCCCAAGUUUGGUCGUGGAAAGACUGUUUACACCACCGCAAUUACCACUGUGACCAAGGGCUACAACGCUUACUCGAGCAAGGUCGUGACUGCCGAGGUCACAUCUACCAUCACAUCCUAUGCAGCAUGCCAAACCAACAACAUCCUCAACUCCGUUGCUGCUGUCAACGGCAAGGCAAAGUUCAAGACCACUGUUGCAAGCUCUGCCCAGCAAUGCUGCGAGCAAUGCCAACAGACCAGUAACUGCGUUGGAUCCGCCUUCCAAGCCCUGCUUCCUAUUGGCGGUCGCUGCCUCAUUUACUAUGCAAACACUUGUCCUGCCCAGUCUGCAAACUCUCUGCAGUACACUCCUGCACCAAUCAAGCAGUUCCCCGGAACCUAUGCCCUGAGCAACGGUGCAUGCGGCUACAUGUUCUCAGCUGGUGGACAGCCAUCAGGUCAUGGUCAUGGGUGGUAA
Molecule: messenger RNA, 1215 nt
Organism: Aureobasidium musti
Lineage: Eukaryota; Fungi; Ascomycota; Dothideomycetes; Dothideales; Saccotheciaceae
Source: the annotation of a GenBank genome assembly